Messenger RNA from Trichosporon asahii var. asahii CBS 2479, 1239 nucleotides. Its product is annotated as beta-lactamase. The record is from RefSeq and is a predicted model, not a curated record. NCBI's taxonomy places the organism in Eukaryota, Fungi, Basidiomycota, Tremellomycetes, Trichosporonales, Trichosporonaceae. The transcript is spliced from 3 exons. Bases 1 to 1239 code for a protein of 412 amino acids.
AUGACCAAGGAGCAGCAAGCUCAGCUCAGCCAGCAGGGUGUCGAGGCGCUCGACAAGCUCCUCAAGGAGACGGUUGAGAACCGCGUCCUCCCCGCUACGUACUUCGGCGUCACCGGUCCCGAGGGCGAGCUGUACUACUCCUGUGCGGGAGAGAAGGUGUUCGGCAAGCCUGAGGCGGGCCAGCUGUUCUCGAUGACCAAGUUUGUCACCUCGCUCGCUGCGCUCCAGCUCGUCGAGCAGGGCAAGAUUGCCGUCGACGACCCGUCCGUGAUUGAGAAGCACCUCCCUGAGCUCUGGGCGCAGCCAAUCAUCACUGGCUGGACGGACGACGGCGAGCCGCAGCUCGUCCCCCGCAAGAACCCGCUCACGCUCCGUCACCUGCUGACGCACACGAGCGGACUGGGCUACGCCUUCCUCCGCCCCGACGUGCUGGAGCGGUACGAGAAGAAGGAGGGUCUGAAGGGUUUCCUCGAGGCCAACAUUGGCGUGGAGGGCUAUGUCCGCCCUCUGCUCUUCGAGCCGGGCACGCACUACGCGUACGGCACUGGUGUGGACUGGGCGGGCAUCCUCGUCAUGCGCCUGACGGGCCAGACGCUGGACGAGUACUUCCACGAGCACAUCUUCGGCCCCCUCGGUAUCGGCAAGGAGGAGAUCACCUUCCUCCCCACCGAGCAGGUCAAGGAGCGCCUGCAGUCCAUGGCGGCGCGCACGUCCGCAACAAAGGGGCACAUCAUCCUGCACCCCGGCUGGCGCAAUGUCGCCAAGAUGACGCCCGAGAUGAUCGGCCUCCAGUCGGGCGGCGCAGGCAUGGUCGGCACGCUCCGCGCCUACCUCAAGUUCCUGGCUGGUAUCCUGAAGUGUCAGCAGCCGGGCGGUAUCAUCUCGCCGCAGACGUUCGAGCUCGUGUUCUCCGACCAGAUGCCCGAGGGCAAGCAGCCGCGGAAGGACCUCGCCGACUUCCUCGAGUUCAUGGGCGUCACGGACAAGCAGCAGACAGAGGGCAAGGUCACGCACUCGCUUGGUCUGUGCUACCUCGCGAACGGAAGCGACGACGGACCCCUCCCCGGAUCGGCUAGGUGGUCGGGUGUCGCCAAGACGCACUACUUUGUCGACCCCAAGGCCGGCAUCGCCGCCAUCUGCGGCACCAACAUCAUGGAGGAGGUGCCCACGCAGUUCCUCGAGGUCUACUCCAAGUUCCAGCGCACCGUCUACGACAACCUCGUCCAGAGCAAGCUCUGA